AUGUUUAGGGGAUCGGUGAAGUUACUGCGCUAUCGGACGGCAUGGCGCGAGCUCCUUCAUGUGCUCCCAGUCCGGGCUCGCCAGGACCAGUGGCUCAAACGGGAUGUGGUGGAGAUCAACGAGGCCAUCCUCCGGCUGCCCUACUACACCCUCAAGACCUACGCCAGGCCCAGCUACGUCAACCGGCGCGACCUCCUCGGCUCGGACGUCUUGGGCACCACCGACGACGACGACGGGGGGUCCCCGCAGGGGGGGAAUUAUGUCCUGCAGGAGCAGCUACGCAGGCCUCGACAGGCCACCUCGCCGGAGCGGAUGCAGGAGCUGCGGGAUGAGCUUCAAUUUCCCUCCGCGGUCGGGCCUUUGCCCGCGGUGGACGGGCCGAAUAAUAGGGCGACCUACGAGGAGGAGUACGGCUCUCGUUUACGGCCACGCUACCCUGAGUCGUGGGAUACGGUACCCCCCCACCAGCCUUCACGUGUUGUGCCGUAG
Phytomonas sp. Hart1 is the source of this 489-nucleotide messenger RNA. Lineage: Eukaryota; Euglenozoa; Kinetoplastea; Trypanosomatida; Trypanosomatidae. The record is from the annotation of a GenBank genome assembly.